AUGCCGAUUUGUAUCGAGUGCCGCCAUCCGGUCAAGACCCUAUGGACCAAAUACUCCAACGCUGACGACAAGUCGAGCGGCCACAACAUCCGCCUGACCGUUUGCAGAAAUUGCGGCCACUUUUGCGACAAAUACGUCGAGCACGACUUCGUGGUGCUGUUCAUCGAUCUCGUCCUGAUCAAACCCCAGGUCUAUCGUCAUCUAUUGCACAAUACCUUGAUGAAGGAUGACGACCGUUUUGAUUCAUCCAUCGUACGACUCGGCAUCCUUUUGCUUCUAUUCGACGUCUACUUGACAUGGGCGCGCAUUGAGAAGCAGACGGUGCCCAUCUCUGCUCGGGGCGAGGGCGCCAACCUGGGCAGCUUGGCACAGCAGUCUAUCGUGUCCCAAUAUUUCUUCUUCCUCAUCCUGUGCGCUUUGUCGACAUUUGCCUUUCAUAUGAGCAUUCGCUUCCUGACUUCGUCCAAGUUCUCCCCGCUCAACUUUUUCAACAUCUUGCCCCGAUAUUCGCGUCCGAAUUCCGUCUCGACCGCACUCCUCGUCUCGUCUUCGACCAAGCUAUUUCCGAUACUCAUGGUCAUAUGGCAGUACGAUGUCCCAGCUGCGGCUCGGUCGCUGGGCUGGGCCGUCGUAGCAAACAACGUCGAGGCCCUUCGUAUUCUGCUGGAUUGCGGCUACGGCGUUGCCACUUUGCUUGCCACGCUGGGAGCUCUAGCCCGGUGGACAGUGGGACGUAGUGUUCUCUGGGCUGCCGGGCUAGAUGGGGUGGAUUCCAUCGGAGAGACGAGCAUUGCUGCAGAUGGCAAAGCCCUCUGGGCUCUGUUGAUGUACGUGAGGGAGUGGGCAAGCGAUCUAGCCGCAGGGUAA
Molecule: messenger RNA, 867 nt
Organism: Colletotrichum abscissum
Lineage: Eukaryota; Fungi; Ascomycota; Sordariomycetes; Glomerellales; Glomerellaceae
Product: Arv1-like family protein
Exons: 3
Coding region: 1-867 (288 amino acids)
Biological process (GO): regulation of plasma membrane sterol distribution; sphingolipid metabolic process; sterol metabolic process
Cellular component (GO): Golgi apparatus; cortical endoplasmic reticulum
Source: RefSeq, a predicted model, not a curated record